This is a messenger RNA of Asparagus officinalis (garden asparagus), 1541 nucleotides long. RefSeq lists its product as uncharacterized. The coding region runs from base 180 to 1406 and encodes 408 amino acids. The record is from RefSeq and is a predicted model, not a curated record. NCBI's taxonomy places the organism in Eukaryota, Viridiplantae, Streptophyta, Magnoliopsida, Asparagales, Asparagaceae. The transcript has 11 exons.
UCCUGUCACGGGCCAAAUCCGCAAUUCUCAACAAACAAACCCCCAAAAAAGCUUCAGUUUUUUUUAUCAGUACCUACCCCAUUAAAAUAAAAAUUAAAAAAAAUCAAAUCCUCUUUCUUCCUCAGGUUCUGAGUUCAAGUUCAGGAGAGAAGGCAGCCAACCGUGGAGCCAGUUAAGCUAUGGGCACUUCCCUUAACGCGUUCGCCUUGCUCUCUGUCUUGUUCGUAUCGGGCCAGUUCAUGAUGCUGGCUCAAGUGCGGGGAGCAACCAAAGUUGUGCCAGCGGGGGAUAUAUCUAAAGUGGAGGAUGCUCAGCUGUUCCACAUUUACUACGGCCAGAGCUUCAAGGUCAUCAAGAACUCUGUCGAUGGAAAGAGUUAUCUCCUCCUGCAGAACAACUCGAGGAUGGCGACCCGGACUAAGUACUGCACUGGGAGGAUCAAGUCCUUCGUCAUCCCUCUUUCCAGCUGCUCCGCUGACACCACAUUUUUCCCCGUGUCUUUCUUCGAGCUACUAGGUUUGUUAGAGAGCUUGAAGGGCAUUACAUCUGACUCUGUAACUUCAGAAUGUGUACUGAAAUUGUACACUAGUGGUGGCAUCAAGCUUGUUAAUAAAACAGAUAUGCAACAGCUUUCGCAGUUCACAGCACACUUCAUAAGCAAUAUAGAUGAAGAACAAGCAUGCAAUUAUGCAGCUUUUGUACCGCUCGAGGAAAGGACCCCUUUGCAGAGGGCAGAGUGGAUAAAGUACUUGGCUACUUAUACAAAUUCAGAAGCCCGGGCUAAUGUCGUCUAUGAUGCAGUUAAACAAAAUUACUUGUGUCUCAGCAAAGCUGCCGCAAAUCUCACAACCCGCUUCAAACCCGUAGUUGCUUGGGUGGGGUACUACGAGGGCAUAUGGUCUUUUGGUAAAGAAGGCUUCAAGCUGCAGUAUGUGACUGAUGCAGGAGGGGAGAACGUUGACGACACCAUCAGCAACAACAGUUACAAUGUUUCUAAUUCGGAUGAAAUGGAGAACUUUUAUGCCAUACUUGGUACUGUGGAUGUGGUGAUCGAUGAAACCUAUGUUUUAGAGCCUGAAGAAUACAGACUUUCAGCAUUCCUUGAAAACAUAGGUGUGGAUGAUAAGUCUUGUUUUGGAUUUUUGACGAAUCAGAGGCUGUGGAGAUAUGAUAAGAGAGCCCAGAAGCCUGCCACCUUAGAUUGGUAUGAUAGAGCCAUCUCUCAGCCUCAGUUAGUAUUAGCAGAUUUGAUGGAGGCAUUCUUUCCCACUGGAAACUACACCACAACUUUCUUCAGAAACCUGGCCAAGGAUGAGGGAGUGACAACAAUAGGUCCCGAGAUGUGUGACAGAAAUACCUCCACUCCUAUGGAGCCUACCAUUCUCCCCUGCCAAUCAGGAAAUUAAUUGGAAAAAUGUUAUAGAUUUGUAUGAUCUUGAAUGGUUAAUUUUGUUUAGAAACCCAAGUAAGAUACUGAUAGAUUGAUUUGAUUUGUCCAAUUUAAUUCUAUUUGUGUGAUCAGAAUAUCAUUGUUCACAUCA